Messenger RNA from Phytophthora nicotianae INRA-310, 405 nucleotides. RefSeq lists its product as hypothetical. Gene Ontology annotation, molecular function: protein binding. The transcript has a single exon. The record is from RefSeq and is a predicted model, not a curated record. NCBI's taxonomy places the organism in Eukaryota, Oomycota, Peronosporomycetes, Peronosporales, Peronosporaceae.
UUGGCGGUUGUCGCGACUGAGGACAUCGACGCGGGUGAAGUGCUGGACGAGUACUUGGGCGAGUUGGAGCAUUUGAGCGUCAACCCAGCCGGUCGACCUCGAAAUGAAGGCUACCGUCUCGUCAUGACCCAGCGACCUGAAAGACCGACCCACCCGAUACGUGUCGCCAUUAACGCAGCGGACAUGGGCGGCCUCAUGCACUUCGUUAAUCAUUCCUGUGCGCCGGUGGCGCAGCUCAUCGAGGUGGCGAACGGCCGUCGCACCACCGUUGUCGUUGCUACGACUGAACACAUUCGGGAAGGAGAGGAAAUCACCGUCGACUACGGGACGGAUCUCUGGUUUGUGUGUCGCUGCGGCCUCGAGACUUGCCGCCACCGCGAGAUCCAGAAAGAGCAGGACACGUAG